Molecule: messenger RNA, 7422 nt
Organism: Cyphellophora attinorum
Lineage: Eukaryota; Fungi; Ascomycota; Eurotiomycetes; Chaetothyriales; Cyphellophoraceae
Product: Autoinducer 2 sensor kinase/phosphatase LuxQ
Exons: 2
Coding region: 1-7422 (2473 amino acids)
Biological process (GO): phosphorelay signal transduction system; protein phosphorylation
Molecular function (GO): ATP binding; protein binding; phosphorelay sensor kinase activity
Source: RefSeq, a predicted model, not a curated record
AUGGAUGAUAGCAUCCUGGGCGAGGAUCUUCCUCUGCCCCCGAUGAGAUUGUUCGAGCGACUGGCGAGUGUACCUAAUUAUACAUGGGACCAGUCUUUCCCUCCAUUCCACACAACAUACGAUCACUGGCACGUCCUCGGCAUACUCCAUAACCCCGACAUCGACGGUCCUUCCACUGCGUCGAGUGCACUGACUUCGAGGUCGGGUCUGUCAAGUUCCACAAGAGGAUCGCCCAAGAUAGACCACAGACCGUCGCUCAGACAUAGCCAUUGGAGCAGUAUCAGCGGGACUUCUGAAAGUAGCGACUUCUCCUCGUCUAAAGAUGAGGCAGACCCAGUAUGGAUCCCGGUGGUCGCACGGGUCAGCACCCAUAUACUGCAGCUCGAGCGCGAGUACAACUACUGCAAGCAAGUCAUCCAGCAGAAUGACCCAGAAUGCCUCCAUACGAUUCGACCGAUUGACAUCUUCCGGCUUCCUACCACACCUGGGGAUGCGAACUCGAUGCUUGUCUGCGUGUACGAGGCGCCGGGCUAUAACGCACUCAAAGAUGUUGUCGACUUUGGCCCAGCUUUCUACGGCCUGCGCGCCUACAGACGAAGCAGCGACACCCCGGCCCAGCAGAUGACCCUCUCAUCCUUUCUGGACUUUGCGAUUGGCGCCUGUGAGUGCUUGGAGCUACUUCAUCAUGGUGCUAAAGCCGUGCAUGGCGAAAUCCGUCAGGAUACCUUCCACUGGAAUCGAGAUGCGAACAUGGUCCGCAUGAUGCACUGGGGCGCUGGCCCAAGGUCGUUCGAGAAUCUGCUAUCCAGUGAGGGCUGGGCGACUCUGAGCAAGGAGUUGGGUGUUAAGAACAAGCUACAAUUCAUUGCUCCAGAACAGACCGGCCGCUUGCCCGCAGACCCCGAUAGUCGAACAGACAUUUACAGCCUUGGAAUCUUGCUCUGGAUUCUGCUCGCAGAUCGGCCUGCGUUCGAGGCCGACACUCCGAUUGACAUUGUCCAAAAAGUUCUGAGCUCCCGUCUACCUGCUGUCUCGGCGAUCCGCAUCGAUGUGCCGGACGUUAUCGCCAACAUUCUGGCAAAAGCUACCCAGAAGCAAAUGGACGCACGCUAUCAUUCAAUUAGUGGUUUGAAAUACGAUUUCGUUCAGGUCCAAAAAGCUCUCGGAGAAGGCGAUCAAGAAAAGAUUCGUAGCUAUAAGAUCGGACAGCACGAUGUAUCUUCCUUUUUUAUUCUGCCUUCGCGCCAGAUUGGACGCCAUCUCGAGUACGAGCGUCUGACCAAGAUCAUCGACAAAGUUGUGAAACGCCAAAAUCAGUCUGCUCCACGGGGCGGUCCCAGCCCACAGAAGUUGCUUAGCAACGCUUCCAAUUCCUCGGUGUCAGAGGGCCUCGACCUAGACGACCCAAAUUCGGACAGCUCAAGCUCAUACAGUCUUCGUGAGACCAGAAGCAAUUCGACCACGGUCGGACUCGAUAACGCACCUCCGGCAUGGAGUGGGACAGCCAAAGAAGCUCGACAGUUCAAUCAUGUCGGUCGUGGAUUUGCAGACCAUCGGACACUAUCGAUUGACAUCUCUGACAAAGAAAGCAGCUUCUCCGGCGGCUUCUCUCAAGCGUCUGACACACUCGGCCCAAUGCUACGGCGACGGAAUAGCCAUAAGUACAAGUCCAGAGGCAAGACAGAAGUCAUAUCUGUCCUUGGAGCACAAGGUAUUGGCAAGUCCAUGCUCAUUCGGUCUGUUCAACCUCAUGUGCGGAGGCAUGGCUAUUUCGCCAUGGCAAGAUUCGACCGAGCUCGACCAACGCCUUUUGAGCCCCUCAUCAAGGCCUUGAGCAGCCUUUUCCGCCAGAUCUUCUCGGAGCGCGAUGUCACAUCUCCGUACCACGAACAUUUACGAUCACAUGUGAAGCCACUCUGGAGCGUUUUGCAUAGCGUCCUGGACCUUCCUGAGACACUUCUUGAUCUAGCCGCACCGUCCAAGAAGAUCAUGCUCAACACUGCGAAUAGUGAAUUGGGCACGCCCAGCAUACGAACGGAAGCUCCAGUUGAGCUCGAGGGAGCGCCUCCGGCUCCGGCAAGCGGUAUCACGAGAGAUGGAAACGAUUUCCUACGAGGCCCUGCUAGCACCAAGUCUAUCAGAUUCAUGCACAAUUUUGUGGAUGUUUUGCGCCUCAUGACGGCUGGCAAGGUUAUUUGCCUGUGCUUAGACGAUUUUCACGCUGCUGAUAACGAGUCCUUGGAACUAGUACUGCACAUCAUAAAGUCCAAAAUCCCAGUCAUCUUUCUUCUGGCCAGUCGAACGGAAAACGACAAGCCUUUGGAUCCUACGCAAAAGGUGCUCGAUCUCGACUCGGCUCAGAGGAUAGAUCUGACGAAUCUGAAAGAGAAACAUGCUUUUGAAUAUGUGGCCGAGACCAUGUCACAAUCCAUUGAGGAUAUACUGCCAUUAGCUGCAGUGGUGUACGAAAAGACCAGAGGUAAUCCGUAUCUGAUGCGCGAGAUCCUGCAGAUGUUCUAUCAGCGCAACUGCUUGUGGUACGACUACAGAAGCGCUGGGUGGCAGUUCAACUUCGAUAAGUUAGUCGCCGAGCUCAGCGGUUCGGACUCGCCAGGCAUUAUGGACAACUCCUUCCUCACCAAGCGCAUGACAGAGCUCGAUCCGGCGCCGCGGGCCAUACUUGCCUGGGCUUCACUCAUCGGCAGCACGUUUUCGUACCGACUGGUCCAAGAGAUCCUGACCGGGCAAUAUUUCUACAGCAGUGGUCGUGAUCAAAGCCAUGAUAUGACAUGUCCCAAAACCUUUAAGUCUCUCAAUUUGACUGAGUCAGAAUGCAUCGACGGCCUUCAGGUCUUGAUGAAUUACUUUUUCAUCGCUCCUGGCGAUACUGACGACGAGUUCAAAUUCACCCACUCACGUGUGCUCAAUGCUGCUAACUCGAUGCGAGAAUGCCAAAACACAACGAAGAUGCACUUCAUCAUCACACAAGCGAUGAUGUCCUAUCUCAGCAUGUGUAGGUUCAACCUAUAUCCUUUAGCGCGCCAUAUAUGCCUCUGUUCAGACAUCAUCAAGAAUCGAAUUCAAGAUCGCAUGAAGUACCGGGAUGUGCUUUGGAGAGGAGCCAUGAAAGCAAUGGAAUCGGGCGCCAAGUCCACAGCGCUGUGGUACUACCAAACCAGCAUCAAGCUCCUUCAAGAUGACCCGUGGAAUGUUGACGCUGAGGAUGUGACGUACGACGAAACAUUACAGCUCCAUGUCAAUACAGCAGAGAUCUUGUACGCAACCAAAGACGACGACGAGUGCCUGAGACUUCUCGACGAAACUUACAAACAUGCUCGAUGUACCGCAGAUAAGACACGUUCUUACAUACUACAAGGAAGGGUUCAUUCUCGACAGGGAAAGUACAACGUUGCUUUCGGGGUCUUGCGAGAAUGCCUGACUGGGCUGGGCCUGGAGCUGCCAGAAACCAACUGGACUUCGCUCGACGACGAGAUGAGGCAGCUCCAGAAUAAGCUGAGGAGCACCGACAUGGACGAGGUGAUACGAUGGCCACUCAGCGAGGACAAGACGGUCAUUGCGCUGGGCACAGUGCUCAGCGAAACCCUUGGAGCCGCCUACUGGUUUCAAGCAAUGCUGUGGUACCAACUGGUCAUCAAAUUCAUUCAUGUCAUCGUUGAUCGUGGCGUAAUGGUGCAGGCUGGUCUUGCCUUCACGAAUCUUGCCGGCGCAACCAUCGGUCGUUUUCAAAACUUCGAGCUUGCGAAUCAAUAUGGCGACAUCGCACAAGACUUUCUGACUCUCUACGAGGACACCUGGACUAGAGGUCGUGGGUGGACGCUCUACAGUCUCUUCGUUGGACCAUUCCGAACGCCUAUUCGCAAUCUGCUGCCGGUAUUGGAGAACGCCCUUGAUUUCUCCAUGCAAUCCGACGACCGCUUUGUUUCGCUGCUGAAUAUUGGUGCCAUGGCGCUCACCCGGCUUUACGCUGGCCAGGAUCUGGCCGAGAUCGAAGCUUUCUGCACAUACGGACCUGAAGAAUUCCCCGAAUGGGAGGCGGACGUCCGAGGUGGUACACUGGUUCUGGCUUCGCGACAGACGGCUCGUGCUCUGCAGGGCAAGACUGGUAUCUCGAGCGUCGAAACCAUGCUCGAUGACGAUAGUUUCAAAUUAGCCGACUGGUACGCCAUGGUGGAAAAGCUUGGUGUCAGCGGCAACAGACCCAAAGAUAUGUUUGAUGCGGUCACAAUCGGCACCUACUUCCUCUACGACGAGACUGAGCAUGUCAUCGAGCUUGGCCGACGGCUUGUCAAUACAACUCUGGAUGAGCAGUGGUCGAGUCGUCCCGUUGCUGCCGUCCGUUACUACCUCUGCCUUGCGUUGUGUUGCGAGGCGUGGGAGAUGCCCGACAUGGCUGAUCGCCAGCCUCUUCUCGAAGAAGCUAGAGAGUGCAAGCGAUGGCUAGAUGUUUGGUGUGAAGCAUACGACAUCAACUUCUUAGCAUGGUCACAUCUCAUGGCUGCCUCAAUCGCAUGUGCGUCGCGUGACUACAAGAACAUCAUCAACAAUGUCGAGAUUGCUAUCGACCAUUGUCAAGUCCAUGGCUUUGCCUUGGAGGAGGCUCUCGCACUUGAGAUGCAGGCCGAAUUCUUACUCGAGCGCGGUGCCAAGAGACCAGCGAAGGUCAUGAUACAAGAAGCCAUGGCUGCCUAUAACAGACUCAGCGCUGUAGGCAAGGCCAAGCAUCUUGCUGAAAGGCAUGAGUGGUUGUUGAAGACAGCCACUACAUCUCGGAAUGUCGACAUGUCUGUCCAGACCAUGGAAGUCGCCGAUUUCGUCAACGAUAACUCCGGCCACCAAAAUAAGCGGGAGUAUGUCCAGAAAUGGGUUGAUCCAAAACAGAACAGUAAUGGUACCCAAGACGUGAGUGGACUUGGCCUAGAUAUCCUCGACCUGACGUCGAUUCUGGACUUCUCGAGAGUCAUCAGUUCCGAGUUACAGAUCGAUUCGUUACUCUCAAAGAUGCUUUCGGUGAUACUGGAAUCCGUCGGUGGUCAAGCUGACUUCUGUGCUAUCGUCAUCGAUUCGGAAGAGAACGGAUGGGUCGUAGCUGGCAGUGCCGAUCACGAAACGGGCGUUAAGACCUACCCUGAUGGCAUUCCGUUUGCCGAUGUCGACGACCAGGUUGCGCAACAAGUCACGCCUUACGUGUUGCGGACCAAAGAAACCAUUUUCCUGCAGAAUGUGCUGGACGAUGAACGCUUCUCCAACGUUGGUGAUGCUUGGCUUGCUCGUAAUCCUAAUGGUCGCUCUCUUAUCACAAUUCCGAUCUUGCAAGCGGAACAUCUCAUGGGUGUCAUUCACCUCGAGGGACGGCCACACGCUUUCACGCAGCGCAGCCAAGUCGUUCUAAACCUGCUCACCAAUCAAGUGGCCAUAUCGCUUGGCAACGCAUUUCUAUACAGAAAGGUGCGCAAGGUCAGUGCUUCGAAUGCGAGCAUGGUCGAGUCCCAGAAGCGUGCCUUGGUCGCAGCUCGAGAAGCUGAAGCAAAAGCCAAGAAGGCGGAAGCAGAGGCUAUGCACAACGUCAAGCUGAAAGAGGAAGCUGCCAAAGCGAAGUCAAUUUUCUUGGCCAAUGUCAGUCAUGAGCUUCGUACGCCCUUGAACGGUGUAAUUGGCAUGUCCGAGCUGCUGAAAGGCACGCCACUGAACAAGGACCAAGAAGGCUACGCUGAUAGCAUUCGAGUCUGUGCUGACACCUUGCUUACUGUCAUCAACGACAUUCUGGACUUCUCCAAGCUGGAGGCUGGGAAGAUGCAAAUGUUCACUGUGCCCUUGAAUCUGAAGGAGACAAUCACCGAAGUUGUCAGAGCUCUGGCCUACACGAACAAGGAGCACGGUCUGCAAACAAUCGAGGAUCUGCAGAUCGACGAUGGUCUUGUGCUUGGAGACCCUGUUCGCCUUCAUCAAAUCUUCAUGAACCUGCUCAGCAAUGCGUACAAGUUCACGCCGUCCGGCUCGGUCACAGUGAAAGCCCGGAAGACUGGUGAGACGGGCGGCAAAGUGAAGAUCACUUGCGCCGUAGUCGAUACUGGUAUCGGCAUUACCGAAGAGCAGCUCACAAGGUUGUUCCAGCCAUUCUCGCAAGCCGACUCCUCGACUGCGCGAUCGUACGGCGGAAGCGGCUUAGGUCUCAGCAUCUGCAAAGCCAUGAUCGAAAACGUUCUUGGAGGAAAGAUCUGGAUAGAAUCCACGCCGAAUAAAGGUACAACCGUUUCCUUCACUUUGACCUUCCGAAAAGCCCCGAAAGACAGCGCUGUCCCGGACAUGAAGAUCUCCGCGAAGGAGCCAGACCCAAUGGCAAACUGGUCACAGGCUGCGAGUCCGAGCACGGCUGAGGAGAAGAAGCAAUUGGAGUUGGCGCACCUCGACUUGUCAAAGAUUGCCAAAGAGGACGUUCGCGUCUGCAUUGCUGAGGACAACGCUAUCAAUCGCAAAAUCGCCAUUAGCUAUGUCGGUAAGAUUGGUUUCAAGUGCGAAGCCUUCGAGGAUGGUCAGCUUGCCUACGAUGCCCUUCGCCGCAAAGCCAAAGAAGGCGAGCCAUUCCAUCUCGUCUUGAUGGAUGUGCAAAUGCCCGUGCUAGAUGGCUACGAAGCCACAAAAGCGAUUCGCGCCGAUCCGGAUCCAGACGUCAACAAAGUCCUGAUUAUUGCGAUGACUGCUUCAGCCAUUAGAGGCGACCGAGAGAAGUGCUUGGAAGCGGGCAUGAACGACUACCUUGCUAAGCCAGUGCGCCAGAACGUCCUGAAAAGCAUGCUAGAUGAGUACAUGACCAACAAGCAUGUCGCAAGAGAAGCGGCCAAAGAUGGCGGUCGUGCAGACCAGAUCACACCCGGCGAUAAAGCCGCCGGCACCAUGCCCGAAUCGCUUCGCUCGGCGGCCAAUGGUACUACACCCGCAACAAACGGCAAACGCAAGACUUCUGGCGCAUCAGAGGAGGGCAGGAAGGCGCUCAACGCGAUGGAGUCAUCCAGCCCAGGGUCCAGACGGCCCAUAAAGAAGAUCAGAGAUCCCAGUCAUCUCAGCGAAACGACCAACGCCAAUGCUUUGAGCAGCAGUCCGCCAAGUGGGAAGAAGGAAACCGACAUGCUGGGCAAGAUCAGCUCUGAGAAGGUCGACGACAGCAAGAAAGACGUGCCAUUGGAAGUCAAGAAGAAGGAAGAUGUUGUGCUGAGCAGACAGCAGAAUGGGGAGAGCAAGCAGACUAGCUAUGACUCCGUGGGAAGCAAUAGCAAUGGUACGGUGAGCCAUGGAGCGCUACAACAGGCCUUGAAUCAGCUGAGGGCUAAUGGGGAUGGCGCUGCUGAUGAUGGCGGCGAGAGCUCGACUCUCAUGGGUGCAAUGGCCGCGAACGGGACCAAGUAG